Messenger RNA from Alnus glutinosa, 1193 nucleotides. RefSeq lists its product as uncharacterized. The transcript is spliced from 2 exons. The record is from RefSeq and is a predicted model, not a curated record. Bases 271 to 951 code for a protein of 226 amino acids. Lineage: Eukaryota; Viridiplantae; Streptophyta; Magnoliopsida; Fagales; Betulaceae.
UGGGUCUCAUCAUAUGUUUUACCCCGAUCACAAGUUGAUCGUGCGGCCAGGAGCUCCUCUCUCACACUGAAACCCAAAGACCCAGUGAAGCAGCAGCGUCAAAGUCUCCCGACGAGGGCCGCGAUUCCGACUCCAAACGACUCCGUUCCAGGUUCUCAGUCGAACCCAGGUGCUCUCUCUCUCUCUGUCUCUCUCUCUGUGUCUUAUCUACUAUUCAUACAAAAGAUUGCAGCUGUCGGGAGUUAUCUGGGUGCCACAAGAUAAUCAGAAAUGGCGAUAACAGGCAUACUUCCAACUUCCGCAUCUCCUUUACAAAACCAUAAUCAUCUUUCUUUUAUCCCAAUAACCCAAAUCUCACAAUACCAAAUCACAUCAAAAGCACAUUUGAAUUCCCUUCAGAAAAGCACCAACCGCCAUGAAAACAGAAAGGAUCAGAUGGAGGCCGCUCUACCGACCAUGUCAGAGAUACUGAAGUCAUCAAGAGCCCAGAAGGUUGACCUCCAGCUCCAAACUCUGGGACCCUUUUUCAGAAUCACAGCAAAGAGCUUGGAAACCCAAAAUGAGCUCGGGAAGGCUGAGGGAGUGAUAAGGGUGUGGGUAAGAGGGAGAAUUCUCCACCUGGACUCGAUUCGAUUGAGGCGAGAGACAUUGGGCAUGGAGAAAUCGAUCUUUGGUAUUGGUUUGUUCAUUGGAGCUGUUGCCGUGAGGCAUGGAUAUGAUUGUGGUUGCAAGACAGCUGAGUUACUGGCUAUCAAUGACUCCGAUCUUUACCAUUCUAAGCUUGUUAGGUUCUACACUAGAAUUGGGUUCAAGGCUGUACAUGAAGUGACUGGUUCGACAUUGGGAGAUUAUGGCCACAUGUUGGUUUGGGGAGGUAUUGGUACCCGAAUGGAUGCCAUUGUUGAAGAGCUUCUUAUAAGAUGGUGCACCAGGUUCAAGUUUCGAAAUUGACUUAAUGCUGGUCAAGCUCAUACACUUCUUCUUUUUUUUUUUUCUUCCUUUUUUUUUUUUUUUUUUUUUUUUUUAAAUUUUUAAUUUAUUAUUAUUAUUAUUAGUAAGUUCAUACACUUCUUAAUCUUUUAGAGUGGAUUGUUAAAAGGGGUAACCUGCAUAUAUAGUUUUCACAAUCUUGGAAUCAAUUAUUCCCAACAAAGCCCAAUUUAUGCAAGUGUUUCUAAAAGCUUUCCCUUAAA